GCUGUGGUCCCAGCCCUUGACACCCCGACCCUCGGCCGGAGCGGGGGCACAGCUGAACCCUGGCCUGACCACAAGGGUCUUUUCAGGGUGAGUUAAUUAGUGGGGCACUAAUUAAGCUGUAACAGCCUCACCUGGGGUGUCCCAACACCCGUGGGACCUGUUUAAGCUCAGCUCAAGGAUGGAGCCUGUUGCUGAGCCCGACCGGGGCAGUGCAUGGAUGGAUGCUUAAAAUUCACAGGGAUGGGCGCUGUGAUAUUUAUCUGUGGAUAAAUAACACCCACGCCGGGGGCUUUGGCAGGGGUGCAGGAGCACCUUUGGGGGGAGCACGAGCCCUUUCCCUCACCCUGAAAAUACCCGAAGGUGGGACGUGAUGCGUGUGGGGCAAAGCGUCUCCUUUUCGGCACCUCCAUCUCGCUGCACAUCCUGCGCGGGCCGGGGCAGCGCUCAGCCCCUUCCUGCCCACGGCGGGAGGAAGAGCGAGGGCUGCGAAGGUGCUUGGUGGAGGAACUUGAGCCCAGCUGCCCCGUUUUCUCUGCAUGGAGGCGGCCCCAUGGCUUUUCUCCGGCGGCUUUUUGGCUUUUCGGAGAAGAAGAAGCCGCCGAGGAGGUACGAGCACGUCAAGCGGGACGUGGACCCCGAGGAGGCCUGGCUGGUGCUGGGCGAGCUGGGCGACGGCGCCUUUGGCAAGGUCUUCAAGGCGCAGAACAAGGUGACGGGGGCGCUGGCGGCCGCCAAGGUGAUCGAGGCACCGGGCGAGGAGGAGCUGGAGGAUUAUGUGAUGGAGAUCGAGAUCUUGGCGUGCUGCGACCACCCCAACAUCACCAAGCUGCUGGACGCGCUCUACUGGAACGGGCGGCUCUGGAUCCUGGUGGAGUUUUGUCCCGGAGGGGCUGUGGAUGCAGCGAUUUUGGAGCUGGAGAAAGGGCUGACGGAGGAGCAGAUCCGAGUGGCUUGCAAGCAGCUGCUGCUGGCGCUGCAGUACCUGCACGGCUGCAAGAUCAUCCACAGGGACGUGAAGGCUGGCAACGUCCUGCUCACCCUCGACGGGGACGUCAAGCUGGCUGAUUUUGGCGUCUCGGCUAAAAACUCCAGCACUGUCCAGCGUCGGGUGUCCUUCAUCGGCACCCCGUACUGGAUGGCCCCGGAGGUGGUGCAGUGCGAGACGUCCAAGGAGAGUCCCUACGGCUACAAGGCUGACAUCUGGUCGCUGGGCAUCACGCUGAUCGAGAUGGCCGAGAUGGAGCCCCCCUACCACGAGCUGAACCCCCUCCGGGUGCUGCUGAAGAUCGCCAAGUCGCAGCCACCCACCUUGCGUCACCCCAAGAGGUGGUCUGAAGACUUCAAGGACUUCCUGAGGAAAUCCCUGGAGAAGAGCCCUGAGGCGCGGUGGUCGGCCAGCCAGCUCCUGCAGCACCCCUUCGUGGCGGGCAUCUCCGACAAGCGGCCGCUCCGCCAGCUGGUGGCUGAAGCCCGGGCUGACGUGCUGGAGGAGGAGGAUGAGGAGGAAGCCACAGACAACACUGGAAGUGGGGUAGAAACUUCUCCCGUGGAAGCUCCGGUGCCAGCAGAAGUGAAAUUGGAAGAGGACGUUGUAAAAGGGUGUUUGACUGGAGACGGUAACCCAGCGGGAGAUGCAGCCGGCACGGGGGAAGUGAUGCUGCCAGGAGAGGAACUGGAGGCAGCGUGUGCAGGAGAGGAACCUGCAAGGGAGGAGGCCCGAAAUUCAGCAGAGGAUUCAUCCCCCAUGGAGAUCCUGGAGCCUGCUGAAGAAGAAACAGAAGAGAAAGCAGGAAACAGCCCCAGAGACAACCAGCCAGGAGCUGCGCAUGGCAAUGGAUGGAAAGGACAAGAUGGAAACGAUGGAGAACUUGGGGGAAAUGGGGUGCAGAUUGCUCCAGCUCCUGAAGGACCAUCAAGGGAUGGAUCUGGAGAGGAGAUGGGUGGCUCGGGGGGUUGCGGAGCAGUGCCAGAGCCCCGGGAGGCCCUUGGUGGACAUCCAAAAGCCACAAAGACCGUCAGGGUUGAUGCUGCCCUUGUCCGCACCUCUUCCCAGGCGCGGGCAGCGUGGGAAGCAGGGAACCCACCAGAUCCAUCCAUCGCGCCAAAGCAGGGAGAGGAGCCAUCUCCUGCGGAAACCCCUGCGGAUGCACGAGGUCCGAGUGCCCUCCCUGCAGCCGCGCAGCCUUUCCCCUCUGCCAGGGGAGCCCAGCAGGAACCUGCCUCGCUCCAAAGGACGGUCAAGAAAACGCGGAGGUUUGUGGUGGAUGGGGAGGAGGUGAGCGUGACGACGGCCAGGACCGUCGGCAAGGCUGGGGCAAGGGACGAGAUGGUGCGCUCGGCCCGGCGCCAGGAGCUCCGUGAGCUGCGAGUGCUGCAGAAGGAAGAGCAGCGAGCUCAGAGCCAGCUGGAGCAGAAGUUCCACCAGCAGCGGGAGCAGAUGUUCCGUCACAUCGAGCAGGAGAUGACGAGCAAGAAGGAGUUUUACGACCGGGAGGUGGAGAGCUCGGAGCGGCGCUACCGGCAGCUGAAGGAGCGUCAGGAGCUCGAGUACACGACGAGGCUGCGAGACGAGGCCAAGCGCCUCAAGUCCCUCCAGGAGAAGGACUGUGGGAAGAGGAUGCAGGAGCUGAAGGGCGAUGGGAGAGAGGAGCAGCGGUUCCUGCUGCAGCAGCAGCAGGAACUCAACGCAGCCCUGCAGAGGGUCGUCCAGGAGCACAAGAAGAUGAUGACGUCCAUCGACUGGGAGUGCGUCAACAAGAUCCAUAGCCUCAGGAGAGCCCGUGAGUCGGUGGUGUGGAGCAUGGAGCAAGGGCACCUGCAGGAGAAGUACCAGCUCUUCAGGCAGCAGGUGAAGGAGCAGCACGCGCUGCAGCGGCAGCAGCUCCGCAAGCGCCACGAGAAGGAGACGGAGAGGAUGAACCGCUUCCACCAGCUCUUGCUGGAGGAUCUGAGGAGCCAGCAGGCGCAGGAGCAGGCUCAGCUGCUGAAAAGCCAACGCUGCGACGCCAAAAUCCGCCUGGCCCUCUUCAAGGACAACCUGAAGAUCCAGGAGGUGAAUGGGGCCAAGCAGAGGGAGAGGACCAAGCAGUUCGUGCAGUGGGAGGAGAGGCGGCAGCGAGUGGAGGCGCAGCGGCAGCAGGAGCAGCAGGCGCAGCGG
Athene cunicularia (burrowing owl) is the source of this 3157-nucleotide messenger RNA. Its product is annotated as serine/threonine-protein kinase 10-like. Gene Ontology annotation, molecular function: protein serine/threonine kinase activity; ATP binding. The record is from RefSeq and is a predicted model, not a curated record. Lineage: Eukaryota; Metazoa; Chordata; Aves; Strigiformes; Strigidae. The transcript has 16 exons. Gene Ontology annotation, biological process: protein phosphorylation. The annotation marks the transcript as partial.